AUGGUCUUGGAUACUGAUCUCAAAUUGCAGGCUCAAACACCACAGCAGAGAAAGGCCAAUGAGAGGUAUGCAAAGCAUGAAGCCGCAAAGCGUGGCAAAGGAGGGGUGAUGGCGAAGCCAAAGCAGAACUCACGGUCUCCAGUAUCUACCGGCUGGAUUGUCAUCCUUGCGUUCGUUGUUUGUGGUGGAAUAUUUCUUGAAUUACUAGGGAUUGUGCCUCGGUUAUGGUCCGCUCUUGUCACGAACUUUAGUCAGUUGCUGCAGUAG
Aspergillus fijiensis CBS 313.89 is the source of this 267-nucleotide messenger RNA. Its product is annotated as RAMP4 family protein. Lineage: Eukaryota; Fungi; Ascomycota; Eurotiomycetes; Eurotiales; Aspergillaceae. Gene Ontology annotation, cellular component: endoplasmic reticulum. The transcript is spliced from 2 exons. The record is from RefSeq and is a predicted model, not a curated record. The coding region runs from base 1 to 267 and encodes 88 amino acids.